AUGACGAACUGCACUACCGAUUGGAGCAAUGUCACGCUCGCUACUUUCAACCAGACUCUACUCAAUGAUACCUCAUUGUGUACGAAAUGCACCUGUCCUCUCGUCCUGGACGGCGAGCAGCUGUCAUGGGUGCGAUACUACCCGAAUCUGGCGGGCAACGUCCUCUACGCAGUCCUCUUCGGCCUCUUUCUCGUGCUGCAGCUCUUCUUCGGCAUCUCGCGCAAGACCCGGGGAUACAUGAUCGGCAUGACCCUUGGGUUGAUUCUUGAAGUCUUGGGCUACGUCGGACGGAUUCUCCUCCGCUACUCGAUGUUCGAAUUCUCAUGGUUCCUGAUGUAUCUCGUUCCUCUCACUAUCGCCCCGGCCUUCAUCUCCGCAGCCAUCUAUCUGACCCUAUCGCGGAUCAUCACGAUCUAUGGCGCCGAGCACGCUCGCUUCCGUCCCCAGGUCUACACCUACAUCUUCAUCACCUUCGACAUCAUCGCCCUUCUGCUGCAAGCCGUGGGCGGCGCCGUCGCCUCCGUCGCUGACGCCUACUCAUCCAUGCAGGACCAGGGCGUGCAUGUCAUGGUCGGCGGCCUUGCGUGGCAGGUGGUGUCGCUGUUCAUCUUCUCGUGCCUGGGUCUGGACUUCUACCUGCGUGUGAGCCGGGCUAGCCGCAAAGGAGUCCCUCUCAACCCGGCGUUUGAUUCGCUACGCGCACAGCGGUCCUUCGAGCCGUGGUUCAUUGUUUCCCUGUCUCUGGCCGUCUUGUUUAUCUUUGUGCGGAGCGUGUUCCGGUGUGCUGAGCUACAGGGUGGAUUUGGCGGCAAGUUGGCCAAUGAGGAGAUUACGUUCAUGGUGCUGGAGGGAGCGAUGAUGGUGCUGGCUUGUGGGUUGUUGACUUUCUUCCACCCCGGGUUGAUUUUGGGGGCUAGGGAGUGGGCGCUGGCUAAGUGGACUCGCGGUGGUAAGGGGGUCUAG
Aspergillus welwitschiae is the source of this 963-nucleotide messenger RNA. Its product is annotated as RTA1 domain-containing protein. Gene Ontology annotation, cellular component: fungal-type vacuole; plasma membrane. The record is from RefSeq and is a predicted model, not a curated record. NCBI's taxonomy places the organism in Eukaryota, Fungi, Ascomycota, Eurotiomycetes, Eurotiales, Aspergillaceae. The coding region runs from base 1 to 963 and encodes 320 amino acids. The transcript is spliced from 2 exons.